AUGAUCUAUUAUGGACGCGAACGACGCCGCUGCGUAUAUUGGAAUGGGACGCCACUUGAAAUAAAUAACGAACAACGGGAUGAAAUAUGGGAAAUACUAUGCGAGAAGAUUCCGCCUAGUUUCGAAGAAGAGUGCCAGGAGGUCCUGGGCGAGUACAUGGAUGUGUUCUCGAUCGAGCCUAGGCCGGCGUCGACGAAACUAGCUGAACAUCGCAUAGUUCUACGCAACGACUACCCCGUAAAUACACCACAAUAUAGAUGUUCGGAGGAAAAGAAACGAAUAAUUAACAAGGCCUGUGAAGAAAUGUUGCAACAGGGGGUGAUCCGACGAAGUACAUCAGAGUACAAUUCACCAGCCCUGCUUGUGAAGAAGAAGGAUGGUAGCCAGCGCUUCUGUGUGGAUUACCGUAAGCUGAAUGAAAAAACGCUCGUCGAAACAGGCACAUUACCCCCAAUUGACGACACGCUUAAGGAGCUGGGUGAAGCACAGUACUUCACGACCCUAGACCUUAAGGCUGGUUAUUGGCAGGUAUCUGUACACGAGACGUCUAAGCGAUACAUGGCGUUCACAACACCAGACGGCGGCAGCUACGAGUUCAACGUCAUGCCCUUCGGGUUAUCUGGAGCUCCAGGUACCUUCCAGAAGCUCAUGACGGAAGUACUGCGAGGCCAAUUACAUCGUUUCGUGAAGGUGUACCUAGACGACAUCAUCGUCUAUAGUAAGACGCCGCAGGAGCACUGCAGCUUCGCCGCGACGCAUAUAGAGUACCUAGGGCACAUCGUCACCAAGAACCACAAUCUGCCACAAGAACGGCACCUUACGCGUAUACAAGAACACGCGCCGCCGAAAAACGUCAAGGAGUUGCGACAGUUCCUCGGGCUUGCCGGAUGGUUACGUGAAUACGUGCCGCGGUUCGCCUUACUGGCAGCUCCUCUGACAAAUCUGUUAGAUGCAAACCGACGGUUCCGCUGGACAGCUAGGGAGCAGGAGGCUUUUGACGAGCUCAAGCUUGCUUUAGUUCACCACGAGCCCCUGCACAGGCCAAAAACCGGCCUGCCUUACUGUCUGCAGACCGACGCCAGCGCCGUAGGAAUGGCCGCCGUGCUAUUCCAGGAAAACGACGACGGCACCAGAAGAUUAAUUUCCUGCGCGUCAUCGAAGUUCUCGAAAACCGAGUCGAGGUACCACGUGAACGAGCAAGAGGCCCUUGCGGUGAUUUUCGGUAUUAGGAAAUAUCGUCAACACCUGGAGGACCGCGAGUUCACCCUCUACACGGAUAGUAGAGCACUUCUUUGGCUAGACCGGUACAAAGACGAGAAAACGAAAUUAACCCGGUGGGCCUUAAUGCUACAAGGAUACCGGUUUCGUAUCGUCCACGUACCAGGUCGCGUAAACGAAUUACCAGACUUUUUAUCACGGAACCCCGAGGAGGAAGCGCGUGAAGAAUGUCCACCCGAGACCGACGACAGGAUGUACCCGGUCGUGAACCACGUCGAGGAAGACGCAGGCCGAGAACAAAAUCCGCCGCUGGAGCAAGAGGAGCUCCAGCUCGUCGAGGAUGGUGACCACGUACGUGCAGUGAAUGCACCGGGAGGACAAGAUGACAACCGGUCCAACGAGGGAGAAAACGUUGAGGAAGCGAACGACGAAGAUGAACCCGUCGAAGAAGAGAUCCAAGAGGAACCGCCGAAUCUUGGAGGGCUACCCGCCGAAGACGUGCCGCUGUUCGAGCGCGUUCAGCGAGCACAAGGCGAAGACGACCAGUGUCGUACAGACAGGGCUAGGCUGUACCGCAUACAGCGCGAUGGCCCCGAAACGGAGACGGAGCGUCGUAUCGCCGAGGCCUACAUCUUCGAGCGAGGCUAUAUCUGGAGGAGAUAUGGCGAUCGCCGCGCAUUGUACGUACCAGGUACAAUGCAGGAGGAAGUUGUAGAAGCCUACCACGACGCCGUACUCGCCGCACACCCAGGGCGAGACGAAACACUUCGGGCCAUCCAGAGGUACUAUGACUGGCGCGGCAUGCGAGAAGCAGUCGCCGACCACGUCAAAGCGUGCCUCGUAUGCGCGUCAACCAAGGCCGGAAACGGGCAGCCUAGGGCUCCGCUCCGACCUCGAGUCCCCACGGAUGCGGCACACACCUGGAGCUUUGACGUUCUAGGGCCGUAUCCGGAAACACGCCAAAAGAACAAGUACGUUAUAAUCGCUGUGGAUAUCUUCAGCAAAUGGGUGGAGGCCAUCGCCGUACCGCGAGUACGCCACCAGGAGAUGCGAGCCUUCGUCCAAGACAUUUGCACGAAAUGGGGGUAUCCACAAGCGUGCAUAACAGACAACGGAGGAGUUUUCCGCGGAGGACAAUGGCUGAGGUACCUGGAGGAGAUGCAGAUUACCCCGUAUUACGCCGCGGUCUACCACCAGCGGGCGAACCCAGUGGAGCGCCGGGUUCAAGAAUUCAAAAAGGUGCUACGAACCAGACGUGACGCAGAUCGUAGGUGGGACGCCUACAUCAACGAAACGCUGUUCGUACUCCGGAAUAGAACCAACGCCUCCACGGGGAUGACGCCCAGCGAGAUCAUGACGGGAGGUUUGCUCAAACGCCCCGGCGAAUGGGUGAUACCCCCGCAGGUCGCGCCACCCGCUCAACGCACGGUAGAGGCCCGUAAUGAACGGAUGAGAAGAGCCAGGGACCGCCAGCAGAUUUUUCAGCGGAAUCUCUACCCCGAACCCCGAGAAGCACCGCUAGAAUUCGCCGUCGGUGAGGAGGUCAUGACACGUGUCUGGCCAGGGACAUCCGCCGAUCCGUUUUGCGCCAAGUGGACAGGACCACACCGCGUCGUGCGUCGAGAGGGAGAGACGACAGAGUUGAACCACGGACCUGGCGAGAAGGAACCACCGUCGGGGCCGCCCUACGCCAUCGACGCCGUCCCCACCGCACCAGAGCCGGGAUCAGGGCAGUCCAAGAAGACCUGCGACCUUUUUCCCCGUCCCUAA
Messenger RNA from Anoplophora glabripennis (Asian longhorned beetle), 2988 nucleotides. RefSeq lists its product as uncharacterized. Gene Ontology annotation, biological process: DNA integration. Gene Ontology annotation, molecular function: nucleic acid binding. The record is from RefSeq and is a predicted model, not a curated record. The transcript is spliced from 3 exons. Bases 1 to 2988 code for a protein of 995 amino acids. NCBI's taxonomy places the organism in Eukaryota, Metazoa, Arthropoda, Insecta, Coleoptera, Cerambycidae.